Molecule: messenger RNA, 2643 nt
Organism: Penicillium salamii
Lineage: Eukaryota; Fungi; Ascomycota; Eurotiomycetes; Eurotiales; Aspergillaceae
Source: the annotation of a GenBank genome assembly
AUGAGUUUGUUAUUCUACCUUAUCUCGAACAACCUGUUUUUGUCAGACCCCGACGAGGACCCGGAUGUAAUGGAACAAGAUGAACAGAUUUUGGAGAUACUCAAAGAUACUGGGUGGGAUGAUUUCAAACAUCUCAAGAGGCUAAUCCCAGUUCGGAUGCCCACUGCUGAAUCCAUCGCCGAGAGAAUAUUUUGCGCUGCCGUACGACAAGAUGAUUUUGACCUUGUCCAAAAGAUGCUCCAGGCUGGCAUGAACCCUGAUGAAGUGGUGAUUGAGAAUUCUUUCGGAGAAGUUGAUGGUUCACUCUUUACCGCUUUGCAGCAUGUCUCGGUGACCAGCCGAUGCGCCAGUUCCAUCAAUCUUUUGAUUAAUCAUGGGGCUGAUGUAAAUUUUUCUCUCAAGGCUGAUGGCAAGACUGCUUUGUUCUAUGCAAUUGAAGCGAUAAACGUGGUAUCCAUUCGUGUGCUUCUGGCCCAACACGCAACGGUCACACCAGAAUGCGUCUACUCUGCUACUCUUAUUUUACCGAACUGCAAAGAAGAUUUGAGCUGGAUUGAAGAUAUCAUUGAAAUAUAUCUCGAUCAAGAUGUGGCAAUGCAAGGAGACGCUAAAGCGGCACUUUUAGAUGCCCUUACGCACAGACAUAAACAUAUUGUUGAGCGUUUCCUUGCCAAAGAGGUCAAUCUGAAUGGACUGUUAACCACCCGCGCCCCAGAUGGAGAGAAUGAAUGUCAGACUACGUUGCUAGGCCUAGCAGCAGAAUAUGGGGAUGCUGAAAUCGUGCGCCUGUUGCUACAUUUGUCUUUCCAUGAAGACCCUUCACUUCUUUGCCCACCAUAUGUUCAACCGCUCGUUUUUGCAGCCAAAAGGGGCUCCAUCGACAUCUGCAAGAUCUUGGUGGGCUCAAAUGCCGAUAUUCAAUCUGCGGAUGAGGGUGAAAAGACGUUACUUGAGCGAACCCUUCCGAGGGGCAACCUUGCUCUUUGCCAACUUCUCAUUGACCACGGUGCUAAGAUCGACCGUCAGCCGCGUGAAACUCACCAGCGCCCUUCGGCACUCAUGGUCGCGGUCCAGCAUGGGCUCAUGGAUAUUGUCGAUCUGUUGAUCAAUUCAGGCGCUCGACUCAAUGACUUAUUUGAGGUAGGCCCCAGGACUGUUCUUGGCGCUGCCGUUGGAACCGGAGACGAGGAACUAAUUCAAAAAUUAUACAACGCCGGCGCAAGGUGGACAUUCGCAAUCAGGAAGAUCGGCAGUUUGAAAAUCGCAAUGCUCAUCAAGGAAAAAGGAAUUCUUUCAAAAUUGCUGAAUCAUCGUGGUCCUCAGCUGCUCGUUGAGGCUAUCCUAGCGCGAGAUGAUGACCUUGCAUGGUUCUUGCUUCAAAACAAUGCCCACGAGGAACGGAACAAAACAGGGCCCCGCACGAGAACGCCUCUAUGGGCUGCUAUUGAGAGUGAUCAAUUAGGCUUCGUGGUGCCUCUUCUUGACUUGGGUGCCAAAGUGACCGACACGGCUCUCGCAAAAGCCAUCAAAACCAAGUCUACCGUCCUGCAGAUUUUGCUUGCAGCAUUCACGGGAUCUGCCCCAACAGCAGUUACAACUGCUGUUCUAGAAGCGUCAAUGAUUGAUCUCGAGUUACUCCGGAAAGCAAAAGUCGACUUGAGAGGAGCCCCCCUAUUCUUAAGAGGUCACUGGUCUUGUAAUCCUGUAAAAUCGACUCCCUAUGGGAACUCUCGCGCCUUCCAGUCGGUAUUGGAGAUAGCAGCCUGGAAGGCCGAUGCAGUCAUAUUCAAGUACAUUCUUGAAUGGGCGUCUGCAUUGCAGGUGACAUGGAGUCCAACUUCCGUGGCCUGCGCGUUGACAUUGGCAAUCCUCGAACAAAAAACCUAUCAUAUAUCUGAGCUAAUCCGGCUUGGCUCUGACUUGGACGUCGAUAUUGCCGCUGAUGUUCCGCCAUCAUUGUGGGAUUUCGAUGUUUCGGAACCAGAGACAUACAGCCCUCUACAAGCUGCUGUAAGGACUCAGCAACUACAAAUCGUGCGUGAUCUACUAGAUCUGAAAAGAGCCGAUGUCAACUAUAUGGGAGAAGGUCAAUUCAGAAAGACUCCAUUGCAGCAUGCUGUUAAACUUGGGAAUAUGGAGAUUAUCAACAUUCUUCUCGAACAAGGGGCAGAUAUCAACGCUCCCCCUGCACAUGACAGUGGUGCGACUGCUUUACAGAUUGCGGCAAUUCAAGGGUUCAUUGGCAUUGCGAGAAUGCUGCUCGAUCUAGGUGCAGAUGUCAACCAAAAGCCCGCAAAAAAAGAUGGACGUACGGCUUUGAUGGGUGCCGCAGAACAUGGUCGCAUCGAUAUGUUACAUAUGCUUCUAGACGAAGGAGCCGAGAUCACAGGUGAAUAUGAAUGCUACUUUCGCGAAGCUGUGGAGCUUGCGGAGGGAAAAGGUCAUUGUGCUGCGGCUAGACUCUUGAAAAGAUCCAGGGAUCGUGUCAGGACCCCUGACCACGCUCAGGCACCCAGGCACCACCGGCGUCUGAGGCUGCUAGGGCCCACCCAGGGCUGCGGGCAGGGCUGCAGGCACUGCGGGCUCGCUUACACCUUAUAUAAGCUCACCAAGAGAUAUCCCUCAGAGAGGGAUCCCUUAUAG